This is a messenger RNA of Cryptomeria japonica (Japanese cedar), 933 nucleotides long. RefSeq names its product monosaccharide-sensing protein 2-like. Gene Ontology annotation, biological process: transmembrane transport. Lineage: Eukaryota; Viridiplantae; Streptophyta; Pinopsida; Cupressales; Cupressaceae. Gene Ontology annotation, molecular function: myo-inositol:proton symporter activity. Gene Ontology annotation, cellular component: membrane. The transcript is spliced from 2 exons. Bases 1 to 639 code for a protein of 212 amino acids. The record is from RefSeq and is a predicted model, not a curated record.
AUGUUUUUAUUUGGGUUUGUACAGUUCUGCGGUAUCAGCGCAGUCCUCUUUUAUACACCUACUAUACUUAAGGAUGCUAAGGUUGAUGAAGUGCUGAGUAAUUUGAUAAAUAUUAAUAAGAACUCUGCUACACUACUGGCAAGUGCAAUGAGUGCUAUGCCGAUGUUGUUCUUUAUCCUCCUGGGAAUGUGGUUGAUGGACCGUGCAGGAAGAAGGUCUAUACUUCUAUACACUACUCCAAUAUUAUUCCUUACAAUGGUGAUAAUGAGUUUGGCGAGAGUGGUUCAUCUACCAAGUGCUGUUCAGUCAGUUGUGUUGAUUGGGUGUAUAAUGUCAUUUUUGAGUUUCUUCAAUAUGGGAUUUGGUGCAGUACCAAAUAUUAUAUGUUCUGAAAUUUUUCCAACAAAGGUUAGAGGUGCAUGCCUGGGAAUUUGUUCACUAACAACGUUCCUUUGCACCACAGUUGUGACAUUGUCUUUCCCUGCACUCAACAAUCUUUUGGGAGCACCGACUGUUUUUGGAUUUUUUGCAUUCAUGAGUCUGGUCUCUUGGGUUUUCACAUUUCUUAAGGUUCCAGAGACUAAAGGAAUUCCUUUGGAAAUUAUCACAGAGUUCUUUGCUGUGAAGAAACUUGAGUAAACAAAGAGUACAUAAACUAAAUAGAACUCUGAAAGAGUAAAGUGAAUUGAAACUAAAGGAAUUCUUUAGAGAAGUGAAAUUGGUUCCAGGAAAGAACGCGUUUGCUCUCAGUUUUGAAAUGUAUUAAUUAGCAAAGAGGAACUCAACCAAAUAUGGUUCUUUUGAUCUAUUUCUUCAUAUUGUAGUGCCAACAUUCUUGAGGUUAGUAUUGGUCUUCUACAGUUGAUUUUUUGUGUAAUAAUGGAUUUGUAGUGCCAACAUUUUUGAGGUUAGUAUUGGUCUUCCACAGUUUUU